Messenger RNA from Cyclocybe aegerita, 561 nucleotides. NCBI's taxonomy places the organism in Eukaryota, Fungi, Basidiomycota, Agaricomycetes, Agaricales, Hemipholiotaceae. The record is from the annotation of a GenBank genome assembly.
AUGACAACCCUUGUCACCAGUGGAACUGGAAAGACUGGGAUCAGGCUCGCCAGACUCGUCCACACGGCUGGCCAUCGUGUCUUGCCCACCUCUCGCACGGGUGUCGCUCACCCGUUCAACGUCGUUACCUUCGACUGGACUGACCCAACGACAUUCGAGAACCCAUUCAAAGCCGACUCCAACAUCGACAAGGUAUACCUCGUUGCGCCUGUCGUCCUUGACGCCCUUCCGGUCCGCGAGCCAGUUUUACAAGGGAGUGUCUACGUCGGGAAAGUCCACGAGUACCUCGCCGAACACGGCAUUGAGUAUGGUGUUCUUCGUCCGACUUGGUUCAUCGAGAACUUCGGCGACUUCCACCUUUCGAGCAUUCGCGAGGACAACGCGAUAUUUUCCGUCACCAAAAUGGUCUCAUUCCACUCAUUGGAGCGGACGACAUCGCGAAAGCCGCUUACGACGCCUAAUUUGCCACCGAGAGUCCCAACACAGACUACUACCUCAUUGGGCCAGAAUUAUAUUCUUACACGGAGCUCUUCUGAGCAAGACCCUGGCAAGGAAGAUUAG